This is a messenger RNA of Penicillium cataractarum, 354 nucleotides long. RefSeq lists its product as uncharacterized. The record is from RefSeq and is a predicted model, not a curated record. The coding region runs from base 1 to 354 and encodes 117 amino acids. NCBI's taxonomy places the organism in Eukaryota, Fungi, Ascomycota, Eurotiomycetes, Eurotiales, Aspergillaceae. The transcript has a single exon.
AUGAACCAACUCUCCGAUCGGCCUGCCUGGGAUGGGGAUGUCUUCGACACUGAAGUUGUCACGAAAUGGAAACAAGCGACCUUUGACACAAACCUACUGAUAAGCGAAGAGGCGUGGGGAUGGUGCAUAAAGGAGCUACGCGACAAACUGGUUGAUCUCCGCGAGAAUUGUCAGAUCCAUAUCCGCGUUGUUGAUACCGGAUUGUGCGUGUGCAAGGCAGACGCGGAGACUCUGGACUCUCUCAGUGUUCAGAGGGUCCGCUCCGGCUUGAUUGGAGGAGCAGCAGGAACAACGGAUUUUAGAUUAGCCGUGUUGAAUGUUGUUGAUGCGUUUUUAUUUCGCUUGGUUUAUUGA